AUGACUUUCUAUUACAAGAAAUCUUCAUUUGUUGCCUUUCUAAUCUUCGCGGUAUUGAUCGUUGCCACUUUCGGCGCGAAAAAUGAUAAAAGAGAUUCACUUAAAAAACGCGACGGUGAAGAUAAGGCAAAAACGGUCACGACCACAGUCAUAAAAAUAGUUCCAACAACUGUUAUAAAUUCUACAACAAUUACAAAAACGACAACCGUUGCCAAUUCUACGACCAUUACGAAAACGACAACUAUUGCAAAUUCUACAACUAUUACAAAAACAGUUCCGACAACUACAACACUCCUAAAACCGACAACUGUUACAAAUUCUACGACCAUUACGAAAACGGUUCCGACAACUGUUGUAAAUUCUACAACAAUUCUAAAAACAACAACUAUUAGUAAUUCUACAAUUACAAAAACGACUACGAAAAUUAUCACGACCACUACUCUCAAAACGAUUAUUACUUGUCCAACUAAAAAGAAAGAAAAUGACCACAAGAAUAAAGAUGAUCCCAAGGAACCAUGA
Molecule: messenger RNA, 519 nt
Organism: Ambispora leptoticha
Lineage: Eukaryota; Fungi; Glomeromycota; Glomeromycetes; Archaeosporales; Ambisporaceae
Source: the annotation of a GenBank genome assembly